Onychostoma macrolepis is the source of this 1159-nucleotide messenger RNA. RefSeq names its product cyclin G1 (gene ccng1). The transcript is spliced from 6 exons. Bases 188 to 1087 code for a protein of 299 amino acids. Gene Ontology annotation, biological process: regulation of cyclin-dependent protein serine/threonine kinase activity; mitotic cell cycle phase transition. Gene Ontology annotation, molecular function: cyclin-dependent protein serine/threonine kinase regulator activity. Gene Ontology annotation, cellular component: cytoplasm; cyclin-dependent protein kinase holoenzyme complex; nucleus. NCBI's taxonomy places the organism in Eukaryota, Metazoa, Chordata, Actinopteri, Cypriniformes, Cyprinidae. The record is from RefSeq and is a predicted model, not a curated record.
GGAGUCUGCGCGUCAUUGCCUGACGCCAAGGGUUGGGGUGUGCAGAGCGCAGAAGUUAUAUUGCUUUAAACUUACAUGCUUAGAACUUUCUUUUUUUAUUUUUAAUAACUUUAUUUUACGUUUUAUUACAUAAACUCACAGAUUCAUAUUUUUUUGAUUUUAAUCCAGACCGUCAAAACUACGAAAGAUGAUUGAUCAGGUGACCGGAGCGGGGGCUUUGCCCUUCGCCGUCCAGCUCAAAGCUCUUCUGGACCAAGAAGCCAGAUAUCAGCCCAAACUCUGUGGCCUGCGAGUCAUCGAGUCCGCUCAGGAUAACGGUCUGAGGAUGACCGUCAAGUUGAGAGACUUUCAAGUCCGAGACCUCCUCUCCUUGACGCGGUUCUUUGGCUUCAGUUCGGAGACGUUCUCGCUCGCAGUGAAUCUUCUCGAUCGUUUCCUGGCUGUGAUGAAGAUUCAGCCCAAGCAUCUGGCCUGUGUGGGUCUCUGCUGCUUCUACAUCGCUGUGAAGACGUCAGAAGAGGAGAAGAGCGUUCCUUUGGCCAGUGACCUCCUCAGGAUCAGCCAGAACCGCUUUACAGUCCACGACAUGAUGAGGAUGGAGAAGAUCAUUCUGGAAAAGCUCUACUGGAAGGUCAAGGCUCCAACCGCCCUUCACUUCCUCCGAUUCUUUCACUCUCAGAUCCAAGAGCAGGUGGAUGCAGAGAGUAAGCGGCUUCUGAACAUCGAGAGGCUGGAGGCUCAGUUGAAGGCUUGCCAUUGUUCCUUUACUUUCACUAAAAUGAAGCCGUCGCUGCUGGCCCUGGCGCUUCUGGCCCUGGAGACUGAAGAUCAGCACGAGUGUGAGCCGGUUCCUGCUCUCAGAGAAGCUCUGCACGCUCUACAGGACACUUUGAGUGUUAAAGCUGGAGACCUGGUUUGCGUGAGGGAGCUUGUGGCUAAAUGCCUGGCGGAGUAUGCCACCACCAAGUGCCUGAAGCCAAACGGCCAGAGACUGCGAUGGAUGAUCUCGGGUCGAACCGCCAGACAGCUGAAGCACAGCUACUACAAGAUCGCCCAUCUACCCACGAUUCCCGAAUACGCUUGUUAAGAUCAUUAGUGUUGAGCGCCUAUAACAAAAACCCGCUCAAUUCAGUCGUGCGAAUGCUUUAUUACUUCUAAU